Eruca vesicaria subsp. sativa (arugula) is the source of this 1769-nucleotide messenger RNA. Lineage: Eukaryota; Viridiplantae; Streptophyta; Magnoliopsida; Brassicales; Brassicaceae. The record is from the annotation of a GenBank genome assembly.
AUGUUUGAAAACAAAUCUUUGGAUUUCAGCAUAACAAGAGCUUCAGACCGUCGUCUUCCUGAUGGUUUUCCAAAUAAUCCCGACACAAACCCAUAUCAGUGUCACAAUCAGAGCAGGGAUGGUCUUGAUUUGUGUAAGAAGCUCAACAAAAUGGGUAUCUCUUGCGACAUGAGUAUCUGGAGCAAACCUGAAGAUUUUGUCUCUAAAGAAGCUCCUCGUCAUCGGUUCGACCAGAAUCUCGCUCCUCGCAACGUUUCUUCUACCCAUGGAUUAGGGCUCAGAUUGCUUGGCUCUCAAGAUACCUUUAACCCCACCAACGUGUUUGAAGAGAUUAUGGCUUUUAAGAAACACAGAGAUCUUCUCUUGGAUCACAUGAAUCCACCCAUCAAGCGUUCGUUGAUGUUUGAAGGAGAUAGAGCUCUAGCCGCCAUGGAAGGUUCUUAUGCUGCGGAUAGUCUUAGAGCCAGAGGCGUCUCUCUUUGGAAAGAUGCGUUUCAAAAGGGUUCCAUGUUUGAAGAAGGGAAAAGGGUUUCUCGAGCCCUAUUCACUAGAGAAGUCCAAGAUUACUCUCUAAAGAGCUGUAAUAAUCUACCCGCCAUGGAAGGUUCUAGUCCAAAGAAGAGUACUAGUUUGCCUUGGAAUCUCGCGUCUAUGGUCAACAUCUAUGGAUCUGUGAAGUUAAUGGCUAAAGAUCAAAUGGGUUGCAGAGCUUUGCAGAAACUGGUGGAGGAAGAAGGAACGUUUCAUGAUUUCAAGUUUAUAUUCCGUGAGAUUAUUCACCACGUCGUCGAGAUUUCGAUGGAUCAGUUUGGUAAUUACUUGGUCCAGAAGAUGGUUGAUUUGUGUGAUGAGGAGCAGAGAACGUUGUUUGUGAGUGUGUUGACCUCAAAACCAGUCGACCUCCUCGAAGUCUGUCUCAACAAUUAUGGGACAAGGGUUGUCCAGAAGAUGAUUGAAAGGGUGAAAACAAAAAGGCAGAUUGAGAUGGUGAAGUCAGGUCUUGAACCUUGCUGUCUUGCUCUUGUCAAAAGUUUGAAUGGCUUCCAUGUCAUUCAGACUUGCUUAACAUCUCUUGGUCCCAACGACAACAAGUUUGUGUUGGAAGUAGCUACAAAGUACUGUGCUGAGAUAGCAACACAUCGCCACGGUUGCUGUGUGCUUCAAUGCUGUGUUGCAAACACUGUUGGAGAGCAACGUGAGAGACUCGUCGAUGAGAUAUCUAGAAACGCACUUCAACUUUCUCAGGAUCCUUAUGGGAACUAUGUGGUGCAGUACAUAAUAGAGCAAAAUGUUCCAGCAGGAAAGUUACUUAUGCAGUUUAGAAUGAACUACGCCAAGCUAGCAACUCAGAAAUUCAGUAGUCAUGUGGUGGAGAAAUGUCUUAAGCAUUAUCCAGAGAGCCGAGCUGAGAUUAUCCGCGAGCUUACCUCUGUUCCAAACUUUGAAUAUCUCUUGCAGGAUCCUUUUGGAAACUAUGUUAUUCAAACUGCUCUUUCUAAAACUAAGGGUCGUGUUCAUGCAAAGCUGGUGGAGCAAGUUCAUAAGUAUGGGAUACUGAAGUCGAGCCCUUAUUGCAAGAAGAUAUUCUCCAAACGUGUCUUGAAGAAGUGACUUUGCUUAGCAAUAAAAAUAAUGUUGUUCUUUUGUUUUCAAGAUCAUAUUGGCUUUAGCAUAGACACUGCCUCUUUUGAUUCUCGUCUUGAAGAAUUGACACGGUCACACGAACAUGUUGUCGUUUUGUGUUUUGAGAUUGGACUAGAAUUUGAAUA